This is a messenger RNA of Linum trigynum, 2294 nucleotides long. The record is from the annotation of a GenBank genome assembly. Lineage: Eukaryota; Viridiplantae; Streptophyta; Magnoliopsida; Malpighiales; Linaceae.
GUUCAUAUUAGCGUCCAUGUCAGAAAAUAUUAGAAUAAUAUUACUGUUUUAUUUAAGUAAUCACUAUUAUUAAAAUAAAUUAGAAAACAUACAACCCUACCUCCCUCUCGUCUUUCUUCUAUCCUACUUUCCCAAACCAUGUCCCUCAACUAUCUAAUGGUGAGUUCACAGUAAGCUCGGCGUUCCAUGCUUUUCAUGAUAGUGUUAGACUUGGAAGCUCAGGGAGUUCUGGAAUUUCACAAGCUAAGAAGGAUAAGUGGAAAUGGUUUUGGAGUUUGUCUCUCCCUCCGAAAGUCACUUUCUUCAUUUGGAAAGCUUCAAGAGGUGCCUUUGCAUUUAAGGAGAAUCUCUUCGCCAGACACUGCUCUGACUCUAAGGCCUGCCCAUUGUGUGAUCAUGGGGAGGAGUCCAUAUCCCAUGUUCUGUUUGAGUGCCCCCGCGCAAAGGAGACUUGGAGUAGAUUCACCCCCACCCUUUCUCUCCCACCUCCCACCGUUAAGGUAAACUUUUGGCUAUGGGAAGUUGGAGAAGUGUGCCCAUUGGAAGGUCCUCAGAUGGCUAUCUUUAUUCUAUGGAAUAUUUGGAAAGCACGGAAUGAGAUGAUCUUCAGAAGUCUCCCUCUGUGGCCCCCUUGGACCAUUUUCCAGGCUAUGAAUGAGUUUCAGCUCUGGAAAAAUUGCCCUAUGAAAAAAGAGAGGGGUCUCUCCAGAUUAAUCGACCUAUUCCACCUUCUUCUCAUCCCUCACCACUGCCAAGCAAUCUCUUUGGAGAGAUUCACUGUGAUGGAUCGUUUUUUAACGAUUCCCAAGAGGCGGCAUAUGGGAUUGUUGUCACUAAUUCCCAUGGCGAGAUUUGGGAAGGAAAGACCGAUUCCCUCCUCUGUGAUUCAGCUUUGGAAGCAGUAGUAAUACAUGAAGGAUACUUGUUUGUGUUGCCAUCCCUCUCCCUUUGUGGUUAAAUCUGACUGUAAGGUGAUGGUUGAUGCAAUUUGUGGGCCUCGACACAGAUGGCCAUGGAUUGUUGUCGCGCGAAUAGACACUAUUAGAGCUAUCCUGGUUCGUCUGCAGGAUGUUCAUGUGACUUUUGUGCGUAGAGAUCAGAAUGCUUUGGCGAACUGGGUAGCGCGAUCGCGCGUAAAGAACCAGCUUCGACUGGAUUUCUGUCCUUAAUGUAUUGUUACCACUUUUAUAACCUUGGUUUGAAUUUUUGGGUUUAAUGCAGAGUCUAUUGUCAAAAACAAAUCUCAUGUACCUCUCCGUCACAGUUCACCUCUCAUUCACCAGACGACUUCUCCUUCUUCAUUCUUCUCAAACCAGCCAUGUCCCCACUUUCUCCAAUCAAGCGAACCUCUUCCUCCCUCCCUCGGCCUCACAGGAGCGGAAAGAGAAGAAUCAACGACAAAUGGCAUCUGACAGCAGCAACGAUGGAGAAGAGAUGGGGAGCUGUAGAUGUCAUCUCAAACGGCGACGGAUGAACGAGAAUGGUGAUGGGGAGCUGGAAACUCUCUUGCAUCGGACCUAGGCGGUGGGAUUACACUUUGAAAAUCCCUCUCGCCUCACACAUUUGUGACUGAGAAGCUUCGCAUCUCUCUCCAUCAAGAGGUUUAGAGAAGGCAGAUAUGGAAUUAGGGCGGAGGUUAGGCCGACUGCGAAUGACCAAUUUGCAGAGAAGAACAAAGGUGAAUCUUUGAUUUUGGGUUUUCCAUAAUUGUAAUUUUUGUGGGUUUUCCAAUCGAUGGAGACGGGAGGGAAAGAAGAAAAGGUAAAAUCGUGACCGCCGUCUCUAAUUUCCAAUUGUAGUCGAGGAUGCUGGCCAUUUGUGAUGACGUCGUGGUUUGGACGGAAUUUGCGAGAUCGUCGAGAUCUGCAGAUUCCAUAUCUGUUGGGUUUUUAAGGUGUGGUUUCAUAAGAAAGGGAGGGGGGAGACCACGAGCAGCGCAGUUUCUUCUCUCUUUUGAGCGUGGAGGAGACAUCGGCUUGAACUGCUCCUAUUCGGGUAGGGGUUGGAGCUAAGCAUCGGCGACAGAGUUUGUCAUAGAGAUAGAGAGGAUAAGCGAAGUUGGUGAGAUGGAGGGAUGGCGGCGGAGGCGAUGACAGAGGCAGAGAGAAGGCGACGACGACGGUGAGAUGGAGGACAGAAGAAGAAUUUUUUUUCUUUCAUUUUCUUAAUUAUUUAAUAAUUUAUUUUUUAAAAUUAAAAUAUGAUAUACUGACUGCCACGUGAGAGCAAGCUCAGUAUCGUAAAUGUUUAGUCGACAUUACUAACAGAAUUGCUAACAAAGACUUAACGUUUGG